Messenger RNA from Ylistrum balloti, 1323 nucleotides. RefSeq names its product acetylcholine receptor subunit alpha-like. The transcript has 2 exons. The coding region runs from base 1 to 1323 and encodes 440 amino acids. NCBI's taxonomy places the organism in Eukaryota, Metazoa, Mollusca, Bivalvia, Pectinida, Pectinidae. Gene Ontology annotation, cellular component: synapse; neuron projection; membrane. Gene Ontology annotation, biological process: nervous system process; chemical synaptic transmission; monoatomic ion transmembrane transport. Gene Ontology annotation, molecular function: transmembrane signaling receptor activity; neurotransmitter receptor activity; extracellular ligand-gated monoatomic ion channel activity. The record is from RefSeq and is a predicted model, not a curated record.
AUGUUGUUUGUUCGUGUUCUCAUCAUUUUCUGUGCUUUGUGCACUUCAACUGAAGGCGAAACCUAUGCUAUCGUAAACAAGCUAAAAUCGGAUCUUUUAAAAAACUACACGACGACAACUCGUCCGGUCAUUGAUCAGAGAAAACCUAUACAAGUCAUCGGCGAAAUAGUAUUCGGUCGUGUCCAAGAGCUUGAUAUUGUAGAAGGCAUUUUGAUUUCUCAUCUAAAAUUCCGUGUGAAGUGGAAAGAUGAAGUUAUGAGAUGGAAUCCAAGAGAUUAUGAUAAAACCAGAAGUAUUCACAUGUCAUUCAGUGAUGUUUGGGUACCAGCUAUCAAAAUUCACAACGCCGCAGAGAAAUCAAACUUAAUGGAGGAUCAAAGAGAGGUGCUACUCGUUAACUAUCAAUUUGAUGGACGUGCAAUUAUUGAGUUCAAUACAAUAAUUAAGUCGUUUUGUAAGCCUUUCGUCAAAUAUUUUCCGUAUGACCAACAUGACUGUCAUAUUAUUUUCAUCCCGGUGGGACAUGUUGGAGGACGUGUUGUGCUGGUCCCAUCUAAAUCAAGCAGCGCACAACAAUCGCAGAAUGGAUUCUGGGAUGUGUCUGUGUCAAAUCUGACGAUGAAAGCAUUUCAUAAUAAAAACGACAAAGUCCUCUACCUCGGAAUAACUUUGAAACGGCAACCGCGAUUUCUUGUCAUAAACAUGUUUGUUCCGGUUGUGCUCCUACAGUUUGUAAUGUUUUUUGUAUUUGUUCUACCAGCAAACUGUGGUGAGAAGGUAUCAUUUUCCAUAACAGUUGUUCUGUCAAUGGCGGUAUUCAUGACUAUUGUAAUGGAUGAGUUGCCUCCGAUAUCAGAAGGUCUUCCUGUAGUUAGCCUGUUUCUUUGUAUCAAUCUUGCUAUUAAUGUCAUUGUUUGUGUGGCAUCAGUAUUAUCUGUUGGCUAUAUUCAUCGAAACGACACGGAACAAAUCCCACUAAUUCUUCGGCUUAUGUCAAUGAUGAUGAAUCUGAAAAAAUACAGAACUUCAAACGCUGUUACUGAAAAUGUUUUAGUUGAGACAAGUACAGAUGUUAAUGGAAAAGACAGAAACCCAAACAGCAUUAACGAAAGGGUUACUGAGAAACCAGUACUAACAUGGGUUGUCCAGGAGAAUGCUCGGCCCCAUGUAGCGAGGAUCUGUCUCGACUUUCUCACUAACAACAAUAUCCGCCCACUGGACUGGCCGCCAUACAGCCCCGACCUAUCCACUAUUGAGUACGUGUUGGACCAGCUGAAUAGACAGGUUCGACGAUGCAAGCCUCCUCCUGUUACUCUGGCCUAA